CGGUGGGCCCUCGUAGUAUGCCAAACGACGCAGUUUGAAAAAGUCGACCUGGUCUCUUGUUCCUCUUAAACCCUGAGAUUGGUGGGUUAAAAACCCUAGCCUCCCCUUUCCCUCUUUCGUCUACUCUCUUCGUUUGAGAUCAACAACAAUGACAGAAGUAGUGAACCCUAAGGCGUAUCCUCUUGCUGAUGCGCAGCUCUCCAUAACAAUUUUGGAUCUUGUUCAACAAGCCGCUAACUACAAGCAGCUCAAAAAGGGCGCUAAUGAAGCCACUAAAACCCUGAACAGGGGUAUCUCUGAGUUUGUGGUAAUGGCUGCCGAUACUGAGCCACUUGAGAUUCUUCUCCAUCUUCCCUUACUCGCCGAGGAUAAGAAUGUACCCUAUGUAUUUGUUCCUUCAAAGCAAGCACUUGGCCGUGCAUGCGGCGUCACAAGACCUGUUAUUGCCUGUUCUGUGACCUCUAAUGAGGGUAGCCAAUUGAAACCCCAAAUACAACAGCUCAAGGAAGCCAUUGAGAGACUCUUGAUCUAGACUUGUGUAUUGGUGAUCGGUGUGACGGGCCUCUUGGAUUGUGAUUGUUGCUCCUUUGGAGAGGCUUUGACUGACGAAGUUGUGCUCAAGAAGAGAACAUGAAUUGUUGACUGCUAUUAAUAUUUUCCUCUUAUGUACUAUUGGAACAAUACUUGACAAGCGUUGGACGAAGUAUGCUAUAAUUUUCAAGUUAAAGCUUGUUUGAAACUUUGAUACGAUUCAGUACUUUUUUGGUUGGAGUGAAUAUAGGUUUUUUUCCCCUGAGCA
Tripterygium wilfordii is the source of this 799-nucleotide messenger RNA. RefSeq names its product NHP2-like protein 1. The coding region runs from base 149 to 532 and encodes 127 amino acids. NCBI's taxonomy places the organism in Eukaryota, Viridiplantae, Streptophyta, Magnoliopsida, Celastrales, Celastraceae. The transcript is spliced from 5 exons. Gene Ontology annotation, cellular component: box C/D methylation guide snoRNP complex; U4/U6 x U5 tri-snRNP complex; small-subunit processome. Gene Ontology annotation, biological process: ribosome biogenesis; maturation of SSU-rRNA; mRNA splicing, via spliceosome. The record is from RefSeq and is a predicted model, not a curated record. Gene Ontology annotation, molecular function: RNA binding.